Anopheles nili is the source of this 660-nucleotide messenger RNA. RefSeq names its product peroxisomal membrane protein 11B (gene Pex11ab). Gene Ontology annotation, cellular component: peroxisomal membrane. NCBI's taxonomy places the organism in Eukaryota, Metazoa, Arthropoda, Insecta, Diptera, Culicidae. The transcript is spliced from 3 exons. The record is from RefSeq and is a predicted model, not a curated record. Gene Ontology annotation, biological process: peroxisome fission; regulation of peroxisome size. Bases 1 to 660 code for a protein of 219 amino acids.
AUGGACAUCGUUAUCAAAUUAAACAGUCAAACCGUAGGAAAGGAUAAAAUUGCAAGAUUAUGCCAAUACUCCUGUCGAGCAUUAUGGGCCAGCAAGGAAGCAUCCGAAUCAAAAGAAUCUAUUGAACUGUUAAAACAUAUAGAAAGCACUUUAAGCUCAUUCCGAAAAUUACUUCGCUUUGGAAAAGGUUUCGAAGUUUUAUACAGUGCGACGGCAGGCUUGCAAUUGAAAGACAAAUCUCAUCAUAUAUUUAUUGUCUUGGGAAAAAUCACUUCGGGACUGUUUUUAUUAGCUGAUCACGUCGUUUGGCUAUCUCGGUCAGGUAUCUGGAAAGGCGUCGAUACUACAGAAUGGGUAAAACGUUCCAACCGAUUCUGGCUCUUUUCAAUUAUCAUGAACUUGUGCCGAGACAUGCAGGAACUUCGCCGACUGUUCAUGUACUACAACCGAUCAAAUAUUUGCAACCUGCAGCAAACACUAUCCCUUAUUUAUGGCGAUAAGCCACUGCUUGUUGAUACAGUUAAAAACGUUUGCGAUGUGUUUAUUCCGCUGAACGGCCUGGGCAUUGUGAAGGUUUCCAAUAAAACCAUUGGACUGCUUGGAGCGAUUUCGUCGAUAAUGGGUUUGCUACCAUUACUGCAUCCAAGACUAAAAUUUUAG